Messenger RNA from Chaetomium globosum CBS 148.51, 669 nucleotides. RefSeq names its product imidazoleglycerol-phosphate dehydratase. Gene Ontology annotation, biological process: L-histidine biosynthetic process. Lineage: Eukaryota; Fungi; Ascomycota; Sordariomycetes; Sordariales; Chaetomiaceae. Gene Ontology annotation, molecular function: imidazoleglycerol-phosphate dehydratase activity. Bases 1 to 669 code for a protein of 222 amino acids. The transcript has 3 exons. The record is from RefSeq and is a predicted model, not a curated record.
AUGAGCUCAUCACAACCUUCGCCCCGGUGGGCCGCCUUUGCGCGGGACACCAACGAGACCAAGAUCCAGAUCGCCCUCAACCUCGACGGCGGCGCAUUCCCGCCAGACACGGACGCCCGUUUGCAAGUAAGCGGCUCCGAUAGCCAUGCCGCCCAGUCAAGCAAGUCGCAGACAAUCAGCGUCAACACGGGCAUCGGCUUCCUCGACCACAUGCUGCACGCCCUGGCCAAGCAUGCAGGCUGGAGUCUGGCGCUGGCCUGCAAGGGCGAUCUGCAUAUCGACGACCACCACACAGCCGAAGACGUGUGCAUCUCGCUCGGGUACGCAUUCGCGCAGGCGCUGGGCACGCCCACGGGGCUGGCGCGGUUCGGGUACGCGUACGCGCCUCUAGACGAAGCACUGAGCCGGGCGGUGGUCGACCUGUCGAACCGGCCGUUCUGCGUGGCGGACCUGGGGCUCAAGCGCGAGAAGAUCGGCGACCUCAGCACCGAGAUGAUCCCGCACUGCCUGCAGAGCUUUGCCGGCGCCGCCCGCAUCACCCUGCACGUCGACUGCUUGCGCGGCGACAACGACCACCACCGCGCCGAGAGCGCCUUUAAGGCGCUGGCCGUGGCUGUUCGCCAGGCGACGAGCCGCGUUGCGGGGCGGGAGGGGGAGGUGCCGAAGUAA